Molecule: messenger RNA, 840 nt
Organism: Emys orbicularis (European pond turtle)
Lineage: Eukaryota; Metazoa; Chordata; Testudines; Emydidae
Gene: SCRT1
Product: scratch family transcriptional repressor 1
Exons: 2
Coding region: 1-840 (279 amino acids)
Biological process (GO): regulation of DNA-templated transcription
Molecular function (GO): RNA polymerase II cis-regulatory region sequence-specific DNA binding; DNA-binding transcription factor activity, RNA polymerase II-specific
Source: RefSeq, a predicted model, not a curated record
AUGCCAAGAUCUUUCCUGGUCAAAAAGGUCAAACUCGAUGAUUUCUCUUCGGCGGAUCUAGAGAACUCGUACGGCAGAUCUCGGGCAGACUUCAGCUCGCGGCUCCAUGACAAGGGGUACAUCCGUGACUACAUCACCCCGUCGGUCUAUGAAGGCGAAAGCGAAAGCGCCAUCAAGGUGCCCUCGCCUGACCCGAUCUACCCGGGGGCGCACGGGGACUAUGGCGCGCCGGACUCGGACCAGCCCGACAGCCCGCACUCGGAGAUCGCGGCCGGCUACAUCAACGGGGACGCGGCGGUGAGCGAGGGCUACGCGGUGGACGCCUUCUUCAUCACGGACGGGCGGUCGCGGCGCAAGGUGGUGAGCGGGGCGCGCAGCCUGCAGCGGCACCGGUGCAGCGAGUGCGGCAAAACCUACGCCACCUCCUCCAACCUCAGCCGGCACAAGCAGACGCACCGCAGCCUGGACAGCAAGAUGGCCAAGAAGUGCCCGACCUGCGGCAAGGUCUACGUCUCCAUGCCGGCCAUGGCCAUGCACCUGCUCACCCACGACCUCAAGCACAAGUGUGACAUCUGCGGCAAGGCCUUCAGCCGGCCCUGGCUGCUGCAGGGCCACAUGCGCUCGCACACGGGCGAGAAGCCCUUCGGCUGCGCGCACUGCGGCAAGGCCUUCGCCGACCGCUCCAACCUGCGCGCCCACAUGCAGACCCACUCGGCCUUCAAGCACUUCAAGUGCAAACGCUGCAGCAAGACCUUCGCCCUCAAGUCCUAUCUCAACAAGCACUACGAGUCGGCCUGCUUCAAGGGGGCCGUCCCGCCGCUCAGCCCCAUCGAGACCUGA